Messenger RNA from Ipomoea nil (Japanese morning glory), 1155 nucleotides. RefSeq names its product stigma-specific STIG1-like protein 2. The transcript has a single exon. The coding region runs from base 651 to 1097 and encodes 148 amino acids. The record is from RefSeq and is a predicted model, not a curated record. Lineage: Eukaryota; Viridiplantae; Streptophyta; Magnoliopsida; Solanales; Convolvulaceae.
UACAUGUACAUUAACUAGGAGGAUGAUGAACUUAACUUACUUGUGUUGCAAUAAAAAAUGUAUCACACAGGUUGUCAUGUCAAAAAAUCUUGUUAUUGAGGCAACCCAUCCAUCGAAAUUAGUUGUUGACUUGCUAGUUCGACUCUGGAAGCUAUCUAUUGACCUAUCAAGGUUGGUUUACCUCGCUCAGUGUAAGUGGUUCUUUAUCAAGUAAGCUAGAGUUGGAAAGGGAAGUUUAUCUAUUACACACUUUUGAAUAGUGGCAUACAUGUACAUACUACUUGACUUGGAGGAUGAUUAACUUAAAGGAUGGUGUUUCAUUGAAUAAUGACUAAAAUUUUGCUUCUCUUCUCCUGAAUCUUUCUCCUUUGCUUUCCCAAACAGCAUUGGGUUUAUUAGAGGAUUCAGCCAUACUCUUUGCAAUCACACUCCAAAAAGCCUCACCUUUCCACCACCUUUUCCGCGUCAACCCUUUCUAGCUUCACUACCAUGCAUCCCUUUAUAUAAACCCUAAGCCAUAUCUCAUCAUCAUCAAAGCAAUUAAGUAGCAAAACCCCGACAACUAACUUCUCAACCCCUUUCGCCUAUAUAUACCUUCAAUUCAAUUCCAUCUAUCAUCCCCAUUAAGUAACAAAAAGAUCGAAAAAAAAAUGAAGCCAAUCAAACUAGUUAUCGCCAUUGCCAUUACAGUGGUGAUAAGCACCGCGCUGACAAUGAACAGCCUCAAGGACGACAACGUGGACAGGGACAUAUCCGAACAGAAACCACCGGCGGCAACGGCGGCGCCGUCAAGAAGACCCAGCAGCCGUUUUCUGGCGGAGCAGAAGAACCCCAGAGCGGCGGACCACUGCAAGGACGACAACGAGAUCUGUUAUCUGGUGGAAGGGAAGAACUCCACGUGCUGCAACAACAAGUGCAUGGAUUUGGGCUACGACAAACACAACUGCGGGGCAUGCAAGAAGAAAUGCAAGUUCACGGACACGUGUUGCAGAGGGGAGUGCGUGAACGUGGCGUUUGAUAAGCGCCACUGCGGGGAAUGCAACAAUCGCUGCAUGCCUGGAGGUUACUGUAUAUAUGGCCUGUGCGAUUAUGCCUAAGAAUUUAUGUUUCUUCUGGUCGCGCACACACACAUAUAUAUAUACACUUACAAUUGCA